Molecule: messenger RNA, 607 nt
Organism: Drosophila rhopaloa
Lineage: Eukaryota; Metazoa; Arthropoda; Insecta; Diptera; Drosophilidae
Product: trypsin-1
Exons: 1
Coding region: 113-508 (131 amino acids)
Biological process (GO): proteolysis
Molecular function (GO): serine-type endopeptidase activity
Source: RefSeq, a predicted model, not a curated record
CAGCCGGUGCGUUUACCGGAGCCACGCCAAUUGACGCCCGGAAACGCCAGUGCUGUCCUUGCGGGCUGGGGGUUAAAUGCGGUAAGAAAGUUGGCGAUUCCUCGAAGAAGCAAUGAGUAACCCCCUCUUUCACUUUCAGACGGGUGGAGUGGUUCAACGAGAUCUGCAGAAAGUCCAACUGCAAGUUUUCAGCGAUGAGGAGUGCAGCGAGCGCCAUCAAACCCAACUGCACGACACCCAAAUCUGCGCGGGAUUGUCUGAGGGCGGAAAGGGCCAGUGCAGUGGCGACUCUGGGGGCCCGCUGCUGCUUACUGGCACCGACACCCAGGUGGGUAUUGUUUCCUGGAGCAUCAAACCUUGUGCCCGGCCUCCUUUCCCAGGCGUCUUUACCGAGGUUUCCGCCUACGUGGACUGGAUUGUAGAGACGGUGGGCAGCUCCUUAAAGCCGUCUCCGCUUUGGGUGGGCCAGCUGAUCGUUGUACGCUCGCCACCUGGCCUGACCAGCUAAAGUAUGGGGCUAACAGACCCCAAUAAAAUACCGGUUCAAGUACGAUAACGCUAUCUAAUUAAUCAAUUGGCCUAAGGGACGCACAACAGGUAACAAAUA